This is a messenger RNA of Podarcis muralis (Common wall lizard), 3425 nucleotides long. It is a transcript of the gene PGAP2, whose product is annotated as post-GPI attachment to proteins 2. The record is from RefSeq and is a predicted model, not a curated record. Gene Ontology annotation, biological process: GPI anchor biosynthetic process. Gene Ontology annotation, cellular component: endoplasmic reticulum membrane; Golgi membrane. Lineage: Eukaryota; Metazoa; Chordata; Lepidosauria; Squamata; Lacertidae.
GCCACGAGGAAGUGCGGUGGCGGUUUUGAAACGGGGAGGAGCCAAUCAGGAUCGCCCUCGGGUUUCCAUAGCAACCCCUCGAGAGGGAGACAAACCGAAAGCGCCGGGUUAAGAAAUAAAUAAUGGGCGGCACGAUCCUUACCCGGGAGUCGGCCCCAUUGAAACCAAUGGGGGCUACUGCCGAGUAAGCGAGCGCAGUGGGCUCCUGCCAUUGUCCCAGAAACAAAGCCGGUCCUGAGCCGCUGAAGGGCGCCGCCAACAAAAAGCCGUGGUGAAACCGGUCCCCUCCCCCUCAGACUACAACUCCCAUCGGCCCCUGCCGGCGCGGCCCUCGCGACGGGAUGACGGGAGUCGUAGUUCGCGAGGGGGGAGGAAAAGGGCGCUUCGCCAGGCCCGGUGAGGGGGCUACGAAAAGCCCCCACGCUGAGGAGAAAACCUGGCCCUCAUAAAAGCCCAGCCGCGGGGUGGGGGAGUCCCCAGUUCGAAGGAGACACGUUAACCUCCUCGGGAGGAGGAGACGACUCUCCCGCCCUUGUCUGAGCCCCCCGAGCAUGUGCAGAGUGCAUCUAAAGGGGAGCCAGGCGGUCGCGGGGGAGCCGCCGCUGCCGCCCUCCGUUUGGAGGGAGAGCAGCGCCUGGAACGCGGCCGACGCGGGGCGGGUCUGUCGGAGGCCGCGCGGCCUCCCACUGGGGCCUGCCUGGGCGGGCAAAGGGCGGGAGGCAGGCGGGCGCCGCGGCUUCGCCUUGGCCCUCUCCUCCCCUCAGAAGCGAGUCCGGGGCGGAGGAGGGAAGGUCUCCCGGGUCCUUCCGAGCCUGAGGCACCAGAAGGCGCCGCUCCCGAGCGCUCCAUCCCGAUUCUCCCCUCGGAGGUUUGGCAGCAUGUUCCAGCUGCCGCUCCCUUUGGAUCGGGACGGGACCCUCUUCCGCCUCCGUUUUACCACCCUGGCAGUCGGGACCGUGUGCUGCCCGCUCUUUGGCUUCCUCUUCUGCGUCAUCUGGUCCCUGUUCUUUCACUUUGAUGAAGCCACUGCCACCCACUGCGAUGUCCCCAACUACCUCCCCUCCAUCAGCUCUGCCAUUGGUGGGGAGACCCCCGAGCGCUACAUGUGGCGUUUCUGCAUCGGGCUGCACUCUGGGCCCCGCUUCCUCGUGGCCUUUGUCUACUGGAGCCACUACCGCGGCUGCCACUGCACACACCCCCGGUACCUCCGCCUGUGCAAUGCGGCCUUUGGCCUCAACCUGCUAGAGAACACGGCCCUCCUGCUGCUGACCUACGUCUCCUCCUCGGAGAACUACCUGAUCCACGAGAACGCCUUCAUCCUCUUCAUAGCUUCGGCCCUCAGCCACAUGUUCCUGACUUGCGUUUUGUGGCGAAUGACUAAGAAGCACGCAGAGCGCAAGUCCUACAAGUGGAAGUGGUGGCUGUUCCUCUUCAACCUGGUCACGUUCUCAGUAGCCGUGUACUUCUACUUCCGCCACAACUGGUACUGCGAGCCCGGAGUUUACACCAUCUUUGCCUUCUUGGAGUACCUGGUGGUUUUUUCUAACAUGGCCUUCCACAUGACUGCGUGGUGGGACUUUGGCAACAAGGAGCUGGUGGUCAGUUCCCAGCCAGAAGACAAACGCUUCUAGCAAAAGCCUGCCUUUGAGCUGAGGAUUUCUUGCGGGGAGGAGGAGCAGCCUGCUUGCCAGCGUCAGAUCCUUCCGGCAGGCCCCAGGACAUUUCAGAAGGGGCACCUGCGACUGGACUGAAAAGAACCAGUGGGCCUCGUAGGAAUUGGGACCCUGCCAUCAUGUGUCCGACAACAGAGCAGAAGGUGUGGCUGGUUGACGGGCCUUUUGAUCAAUGGGACAUCUUUGUAAAAGUAAAAACGAAACUCAGAAUGUGCUCUGCUGCCAACCCAGGACAGGGACAGAACUGGACUAGCCCACUGAGGUUGUGUGUUGUGAUGGUGACAAGUCCAGCGGCUCUUGAAGUCAGAGACUCCUUGCCCGGAUCUGGGACUUGCCUGAAGGAGGCGACUCCUUUUCCCACCUGGCCCUUUGCAGGAACGCAGAGUGGUUGUAGCCGGUCCUUUUUCCCAGUGGGGUAGAGGGGAAUUUCUCUCUUUGCCUUUGUAAACGGCAGCCUGGCCUCCUUCCGUCUCAUUCCUUCUCCCGCGUGGGGCUUUCCUGCUGCCCAGUGAGGUCCAGCUCUAUGAUAGAUGCCUGUCACUGAGCUGGGCCAAAGUGCCAAACCCUGGGAGCGCUUGGACUUUAGAAAUAAAAUGGGGCUGGAGGUGAGGCAGUCUCUCUUCCCCAUUUCCCCAGCUUCUGCACUGAAGUUCCCUAAAGCGAGUUAUGCAUAUUCUGCACAUUGGAACAAGUUCUGCGUGGUGUCAGCACACCCUUGCAGCCCCCGGGAGCUAAUCAUCUCUGCCUGUCUGCUGCUGGAGCUUCUCUGUCCUUGAGAAUUCACAGACCCUUCCCCCAAAUUCCUAGAAACCUCAGGUAGGCAGGAGUUGGGGGACAGCAUAGGUGGGAUUCAUUUGCUCUUGACUGUGAUGUUCUGAAGGUACAGGAAAGGAGCUACAUUGGUGAAAGAACCACCUGAGAGUUGGGCUCAGCUGGGAAGGAUCGGGCUGGGAAACGUAAAGCAGAAAUAGGUACCUUGAGCUGGGAGGGUGCAGGAGCACUUGGAGGACCAAGCAGAGGUCCUCAACUUAACCCUUGCACACCUUGGGUCCUGGGCAUCAGCUCUUGAUCCAGGCAGAGGGACACAGAUGCUUCUCCAAGCAUAGAGAUGCAGAGAGGCUCACUUCUCUGCCCUGCUCAGAGCCCACCAGGCCUCACUCCUAGCAAGAGAGAUCAGGAAGAAGUGGCAGGAUCAGGUCACCUCAGUGAGGUCCCAGAAGCCUCAAGGGAGGAAUCCUAAGGAAAGGGUAGUUUGAGGCUGAUCCAGUGGUCCAGCCUGGGUCAAGCAGGGGGGUAGGCUGGAGCAGAGACCAGCAGCCCAGGGGCUUGGGGUCGAUAGGGAAGAAGGGGAAUGGCUGAGGGAAAAGCUCCUAGGAAGUAAGGGCUCAGAGCAACCAGUAAAGACUGAAUGCAGGUAACUUGGUUCCCCAGGUAGGAAGUCUCGGGUCAGCUGGUGGAGUCAGGCUGGCCAAGAAGCUCUCCGGAAAGGAGGCUUGUGAUGCAGCUACUAGCCCAGGGUUGCUGUUCCAAGGCAGGGACAUUCUGGCAUCAGGCCGGGUUUUCUCUUGUGCUGCUUGUCCUCCCACAUCCCUGGUGUGUGGGCCUCUUUGCUGUCCCUGUGGCAAGGUGUGUGUGUGUGUGUGUGUGUGUGUGUGUGUGUGUGUGUGUAAAAAAUUGUACUGCCAGGUGUCUAUUUUCAUUGGCUCCCUCCCCCUCCCAAGAUGAAAUAAAGCACUGAGUAUUUUUUCCCCA